Molecule: messenger RNA, 2065 nt
Organism: Lasiosphaeria miniovina
Lineage: Eukaryota; Fungi; Ascomycota; Sordariomycetes; Sordariales; Lasiosphaeriaceae
Product: cytochrome P450
Exons: 1
Coding region: 196-1848 (550 amino acids)
Molecular function (GO): oxidoreductase activity, acting on paired donors, with incorporation or reduction of molecular oxygen; heme binding; monooxygenase activity
Source: RefSeq, a predicted model, not a curated record
CGUUGUACUAUCGAUGUGUCAUUUCGAGCAGAUUGCAAAUAUUGCAAAUGUAACAGUUUGUAUCUAUCUUCAGUGCCCCCGCUGCUUGUUGCCCCGUGCCGCCCACACGUACACACACUCUCUCGUUGUCUUUUUCAACCCGGCACCGCCAAGAGCCACUUCAGAAAAUUCACGCUGUUCAAUAGCACCGCCGAGAUGGCGAUCCCCAUAGUGUCUGGCCUCGCCAACCACUACGAAAACCUGCGAGAGCAGCUCCAGGUGGUGCGACAGGCCCUGGCCCCCCUAAACCUCACCAAGUGGCAGCUAGCCCGCCUACUCGCGGCCCAGGUCUGGCGCGAUACAUCGCCCUUGCUCCGCACAAGCCUGCUCGUGGUGCUCGUCGGCUCCUUGAUUCUCGCCGUCGACGCCUACGUCGUCCAGCCGUAUUUCCUGUCUCUCCGGCGCCUCGGCGUCCCCGAACUCAAGCCCACCAAUGGCAGACACGCAUUCGACUACAAGCCCAUGCUGGAUGAGGCGGCCAAGAAGUAUCCCGACCGGCCGUGGUUCUUCGCCUACUCGGGCUUCGAGCUCGUCGUCCUGCCGUCCGCCUACGUCGACGAGGUCCGACGGCUAGCUACGCGGACUGCGUCGCUAGUCGACUUCCUCACCACGGUGCAGUUCGGCGGGUGGAAACUGAUUGGAACCGACGACUCCAGCAGCACUCUCCACAAGACAGCCAGCACCGACCUCGCCCGCAGUGUGGGCCCCCUCGGCCGCGUCCGCCAGGAUGUCGCCCGCGAGGCGCUCCGGACCGUCGUCGGAGAUGCUCCGCAGUGGAAGACUGUCAAUCUCUUUUGGACGGUCCUCGACGUCGUCGCCGCCACGGGUGCUAUCGGGCUUGUUGGCGAACCCCUGAGCCGCAAUCCCCGCUGGCUGAGGGCUGUCCGCACGCUCCCUAUUUGCGUCGGGAUCGGCGUUUACAUCAGCUGCUUCAUGCCGCGUCUCCUCCGCCCGCUGGUCGCCACCGUCUCUUAUGCGCCGGCCUGGCUCCUGCACAAGUAUCUCGCUCGCCUUCUGCGGCCCACUGUCGAACAGGCCGUCAGGGAGUCCUCAGCCCAGACCGAAGACGGGGAGGGAAAGAGAACGACGCUCGUCCAUCUUCUCCUGAACCGUUACAAGCCAGGCGAGCCAGACACCGAACAGCUCAUCAGAGAUGUCAUCACGGCCACGUUCGAGUCAACCCCCACGACAGCAGUGAGCCUGUACUGGAUGCUCACGGAGCUGGUCCUGCGUCCCGAUCUCGCCGAGGAGUUGCGAGACGAGCUCAACAGCGUCGUCGAUGCCGACGGCAAGCUGCCCCCGACACAGCUCGCCGAACUGGCCAAGAUGGACAGCUUCAUGCGCGAGUCGGCCCGAGUCAACACAUUCCACUACCUCGGCCUCAACCGCAUCCUGCAGCAAGACUUCCAGUUCUCCAUCGGCCCCCGUCUGCCCAAGGGCACCAUCAUCUGCGUCGAUCAGGACAACAUCCACAACUCGCCCGAGCUCUACCAGAACCCGGACGAGUUUGACCCGCUGCGCUUCUACCGCAAGCGGCAGCAGCCGGGGCACGAAACGCGCCAUCAGUACGCCAGCAACGGGCCGGACUUGCUGACGUGGGGGGAUGGGCCGCAGGCGUGUCCUGGGAGGGUUUUUGCCACCAACACCAUCAAGAUCUUGCUCGGGCAGUUGCUGCUCAACUACGACCUGCAGCUGCCUGCUGGGUCGUACAAGCCUGAGCGGCGCUCGUUUCCCAAUGGGUCGUCACAGCCGGACAUGGACGUCCAGCUGAUGGUCAGGAAACGGCAAAAGCGGAUCGUCCACAUCUAACUCUGGAGGCGAAUCCAAUGGGGUGGGAUAGUCGAGGCGGGAUAGUCGAGGCUGCUGGACAGUGGCGCGGCGCAGAAUAGUCCAUGUCAUGUGUAUCACAGUCAGUUGCAGCCGAUGAAGGGGUGUUAGAGAACAUUGAUGGUCGUAUAUCCUGCCCACAUCAAUCUUGAACUUUAUAUUUGGUGGGGAAAACAAAACUGCUGAGAACUGUAGGGUU